Messenger RNA from Nipponia nippon (crested ibis), 4065 nucleotides. RefSeq names its product adhesion G protein-coupled receptor F5 (gene ADGRF5). Gene Ontology annotation, molecular function: G protein-coupled receptor activity. Gene Ontology annotation, cellular component: cytoplasmic vesicle; membrane. Gene Ontology annotation, biological process: adenylate cyclase-activating G protein-coupled receptor signaling pathway; regulation of lipid metabolic process; cell surface receptor signaling pathway. Lineage: Eukaryota; Metazoa; Chordata; Aves; Pelecaniformes; Threskiornithidae. The record is from RefSeq and is a predicted model, not a curated record.
AUGCCAUCCCCGAUUACUGCAGGUCUCCACUGCCUAUUUCUACUGGUCACAGCACGUUGCCAGACAUCACAGGACUCAAACUUUGAUCCAUUCAUCCCAUAUGUAAUUGACAGUGUGCUAGGAGAGGAAAGCUUCCAUUCAGAGAUGCAAAGGCAGAAGCGAAACAUGCUUAUUUUUGACCUUCCCCCUCUGGAGUACACCGUUGACAUUGAAGUAAGCCUUAUGGAUUCAUCUUUUCUGGAGCCAAUCAAAGAGUAUAUCAAAAACAUUAAUCUUCCAGUUUCAACAAAUAUUUCAAAUGUAGAAAUGACAGUUUCAAACAUCAACAUUACAACAGUCUGUCUGCCCAGUGAGGAGAACAAUAGUUGUUGUUCUUGUGAAAAUGGAUAUGCCUGGCCAAGUGCGGUGUGUCGUGACUUGAUAACCUGCGCAUCUGUCAGCCUAGCACCUGACCGGCCCUGUGGCUACAUGAGGCAAAUGCCUUUCUACGGGGCUUACUGUGAGCCUCAGACUGAAGAAUCAUGUGGCAUGGGAGAACCCAUUGUAAUGUAUAUGUCAGUCAGACUCGACACAGACUUUGGGGAUGAUCUCAGGAAUUCUUCUUCUGAAUUAUACAAAAAAUAUAAGGCUGACCUUGAAAAAGCGUUUAAUGCUAGCUACAGAUGUUUACCAGGCUUUGUAUCGGCAACAGUAACUGGUUUCAGGCCUGGAAGUGUUUUUGUGAACUACGAAGUAAAAGCAGGAGCAGCAAGCUUUGAUCAGAUAGCAAGUUCCAAUAGAUUUGUACCACGAUUUCUACAUGCAUCAUACGAGCUAAAGCCAACUACCUUCACAACAGAAAUAACUAAUCAGACAAACUUCACCGUGAGUCCUGUAGACAUUUUUGAAGGGGAUACAGUACAACUGACUUGUCAGAUAAAUUCAGGAGCUGACAAUAUGACCUGGUAUUAUUUUGAUCGGGCCAUUUCAAGCGGCUUCCCAUAUUCGAUAAUGAGAAAAUUGUCAAGGAAAGCCUCAGAGUCGACUCUUAAAAUUGCCAACGUUACAAUGAAGGAUUCUGGUUCCUAUAAGUGCGUUUUCACAAACAGCAGUCAGUCUGACACACUGAUAUACACGGACACGAAAACGAUAGCAGUAUCUCCGCUACACAUGACUCCAAACUUAGACGACAUCAGUAUUAUAUGCAAUAGUCUUGAAAUGCAGACAAACAGUCCUCUGCUGUCCUGUUGUAUUGACAGACAGCUACCAUCACUUACUGGUGACUGGAAAGUAAAUGGAGAAAUCAAUAUUACAGGAUUCUCCAAUUUCACUAAAAACUGCACUGAAUACAAGCUCAACAUCAAUGAAUUACUAUGCCAUCCUGAGAAGUCAGGUACAGUGACGACAUAUACAUGCGAGCUGCAGACUGGACAGGGUGCCAGGCGCAGUCAAAACAUCAGAGUGACGUACCUCCGGACAGCCCACGUAACAAUAUCUUCAAGCAUAAACUCAUCAGUUUCCGAGGGAUAUGCUUUCAAUCUAACCUGUGAAAGUGAUGUGAGCAGUUAUGACAGUAUCAGUUGGAAAAUCCAGUCUGGAAAUAAAACAAAAACAGUAGACUGUGGUACGUGCAUCAAAAAUAGCAAAUUUCCAGCCACGUCUGUGCUCACAGUGAAGACUGCCACACAGGACUGGAACGGCACCUACAUCUGCACAUUCUCCCAGAAGAACCUGGAGAGUUCUGCCAACAUGACAAUUGAGAUUAUUUCCUUGCCUCUGAAGCAGAACAUCCUGAUAGACCCCAUUGAAGCACCUAUACAGUGCAAACUGCCACAAGCCCUUGAGUGCUGCAUAAGUGCUAACACCAUGGAAGAUUACACUGUCACAUUUGUGGUUCAACAAAAUGAAUUUCAAGUUGGGAAACAGAAAAAAGGAAAUUUGUUUUGCUACAUGUACAAUUACACAGAAACAGAAUGCAGCAAAGAGAAAAAUGUCACGGCACAUUGCAAGUUUAUUAACAACAUUGAACAGGAAGUCAACAGUGAAAAUAUAACACUGCGCCUGAUACUUGGUAAGGAAGUUUCCUGCUCAGACAGCUUUGGCACUGGAAUAGAAGGGGCCACAUUAAUAAAGCCAUGCUGUGAGUUAAAUAAUCCAGAUGGUUUUACCAGAGGCAAUAAAAUUUACAAGUGCUCCAAGAAAUCAUGGAUGAUUGAAAGGAAUGACUGCCUGUCUGUACCAGUAAACCAACUGCUGACUAGUGCCAAGAACUUGGUCAGCAGUCCUGAGGCAAAAGCAAACCUACCUAACUACCUUGCAGAGCUUAGGAAAAAGACAGAAAAAGAACAAAGCACAAUAAACAAUUCUCCUGCAGACCUUGGAGCAAUCGUUACCAUCCUGGAUAUGAUCUCCUCUAUCCCAGCAGAUGCGGAAGAGGACAAUAUUCAAAAUUUCCUCUCCACGGUGGACUUUAUUGUUGAUGAUUCCACAACUGAAGUUUGGGAAGAACUGAAUAAAGAGGAGACACCCAAAAGUUCUUUGUUACUGUAUUCAGUAGAAAAUUUUUCCCUGCGCCUCCAACCAGUUAAUAAUAUCAUUCCUCCUGUCUCUGCAAAGACCCUUCAGCUGCAAGGCAUAGUUGUCCCAGAAAAUAGCAACACAGAUUAUAAUAAGACCUUUCACAGUACAGAAAACCUCACAGUUAAUGUGCUCAUUGGUGAAACUGAAAUUCAGACUCUAACCCAAAAUUCAACCAUUGUCAGUGUGAUGUACUCAAAACUUGGACGUAUUUUGCCCCGGAAUGAGUCUGAGUAUGUGAACGGCUUACUGAUAACAACAACUGUGAGCAGCAACAGAAGCCAGAAGUUCGAUAUUAAUAUGACCUUUGCAAAGAAAAACCCAUCUCUAAUGAUGCCCCAGUGUGUCUUUUGGAACUUCACACUCAACAAAGGUAUGGCGGGCUGGGAUACUCAUGGUUGUACACCCACAGAGGUUGAAAAUUAUGUCAUUUGCUCCUGCAAUCACUUGACAUCAUUCUCCAUUCUGAUGUCACCUGAUAAAUCCUCCCAAGUAAUCUUUGAAGAUUAUAUUACCUACAUUGGCCUGGCCAUUUCAAUCUUGAGUUUGGUGGCCUGCCUUAUAAUUGAAUCCUUAGUCUGGAAAUACGUGACAAACAACACAACCUCCUAUAUGCGCCAUGUCUGCAUAUUCAACAUAGCUACAUCGCUCCUGAUUGCUGACGUUUGGUUCAUUGUCACUGCCUCCAUCAAUGACCAAAACCGACAGAUGAGCAGAGGUAUCUGUUUUGUGGCCACCUUCUUCAUCCAUUUGUUCUACCUGUGUGUCUUUUUCUGGAUGCUCAGCCUGGGCCUCAUUCUUUUCUACAGACUGGUCUUCAUUUUACAUAACACAAGCAAGACUGCUCAGAAAGCAGUGGCAUUCUGUCUGGGAUAUGGGUGCCCCUUUGUCAUUGCAGUCAUCACCAUCGCUGUCACACUGCCGGGGAACAGUUACACCAGAAAGGAUGUCUGCUGGCUCAACUGGAAGGACAGCAAAGCUCUCUUGGCCUUCGUCAUACCUGCCCUGAUCAUUGUGGCCAUGAAUUUCUUCAUCACCGCAGUUGUUAUAAUAAAAAUACUGAGGCCAACUAUUGGGGAUAGGUCAAACAGGCAGGAGAGGAACUCUCUGUUUCAAAUUUGCAAAAGUGUGGCCAUCUUGACACCACUGUUAGGCCUCACCUGGGGAUUUGGCCUUGCCACUGUCAUCCAAGGCAGCCAUCGAGCUUUCCACAUCCUCUUUGCUCUGCUCAAUGCUUUGCAGGGAUUAUUCAUUUUGGUGUUUGGGACUCUCUGGGACAAAAAGAUACAAGAAGCCCUGCUGAAGAGGAAUUCAAUGUCCAAAUGGAGUUCGCAGCAAACAAAGUCAUCCUCCCUGAUCCUGGUGACACCAAUGCUUUCUAUGAGCUAUCCAUUUUCAAGAACCUUUAACAACUUAUGUGGGAAAACAGGAAAAUACAGAGUGUCUUCUUCAGAGCCAUCCACCUCCUCCUCUGAAAACAUUUCCAAGUCAUAUUCUUUGCUUAACUGA